AUGUCAUCCCCUAAUCCCACAACCACCUGUCUACCCGCUUCAGGCAGUAAUGUCCAUAAAGUAGAGUUACCGGAGAACGCCUUGGUCUUGGCUCCGACUAGACAGUUGCAGAGCUUGUUGACUAUCAUAAGAGAUGAGAAGACUCAAAGAGGUGAUUUCGUAUUCACUUCAGAUAGGAUUAUCAGACUUUUGGUAGAAGAAGGUCUCAAUCACCUUCCAGUCAUAUCCAAGAAAGUAACUACACCCACAGGAAAAGUAUACGACGGGGUAGCAUUCCAAGGUAGGAUCUGUGGUGUGUCAAUCAUGAGAGCUGGAGAAGCUAUGGAAGCUGGUUUAAGAGAUUGUUGUCGUUCAGUGCGAAUUGGAAAGGAUGAAGAGACUUACCAACCGAAGUUAUUCUACGCCAAACUGCCCGAUGACAUAGCGAACCGAUAUGUGCUCCUCCUCGACCCCAUGCUUGCUACCGGUGGAUCAUGUAUCAAAGCCAUCGAAGUAUUGCUUGAGCAUGGUGUAGAAGAAGAGAAGAUCUUGUUCUUAAACUUAAUUGCCUCACCUGAAGGUAUCCAGAAAGUGUGCACUAGGUUCCCCAAGCUUCGUAUCAUAACCGCCUGGGUAGAUGAAGGUCUCGAUAGCAAUUCAUACAUUGUACCAGGUCUUGGUGAUUUCGGAGACAGGUGA
This is a messenger RNA of Kwoniella botswanensis, 678 nucleotides long. RefSeq names its product uracil phosphoribosyltransferase. The record is from RefSeq and is a predicted model, not a curated record. The transcript is spliced from 12 exons. The coding region runs from base 1 to 678 and encodes 225 amino acids. NCBI's taxonomy places the organism in Eukaryota, Fungi, Basidiomycota, Tremellomycetes, Tremellales, Cryptococcaceae.